GAUGAACAGAUUACAACCCUACACAUGUCAAUAGCGCAUGGUUGUCAAAAUAAAGAAAUAUAUUUGAAAGAAGCAUUUUAAAUAAAUUAUAUGAGAUAAAAUUAAGAGCGGCAUACAAAUAAAUUAAAAUGGGCAAAGUCAACAAAAACAUACGCAUGAAAGCCAAGGCGGCAGUGUCGAAGGCGGCUGCUGCCACAAACAAUAUAAAAACAAAAAUUCAAACUGUCGGCAAGAAGGAGGAUACGAUUGUCACAGAGGACAAACUCCUGCUACCGAAGACGCCUACUAAGAAAAAAGCUAUUACCAAACGCGAAAAGGUGCGCCAAAAACACAAAGGUUUAAUGAAUAAAUUCGCAUUGAUAAAAAAGCAACGUAAAGAGGAAGCUGCGCGUAAAAAUCGGGAAAAGACAGCGGUUAUCGGUGACUUAAAACCACUCAAAGAUGCAUUACCCUCGUUAGACGAACUAUUUAAAUUAAGCAAACAACCAGAUAGUAAAACAGGAAUCAAACACAUCGAUGAGCCGACAUCCAAGGAAACCCCAAUAGAUGAUAAGAAAUUGAGUGUUAAACAAAAGUUGAAGAAAAAGAAAGAGAAACUUGUACGACAAGUUAACUCUUACCAGGCAUUACUCAAGGACCCAGAUUUUAAGAAAAAUCCUCGAGAUGCUAUUUCUUAUCAUAUAAAAUACACACGUGGACUUAUAGAUGAAUAAAUUAGACCUAAACAAUAAAUAAAAUGUUUUUUUAAUAAUAUAUUAUACAUAUAUAUGUAUUUAUUUAUAUAUAACGUAAAAAUAUAUGAAUGUUUCAAUAUUAAAUAAUGAGAAAAAUACUAAUUCGUUGAAACUCGCGUUAUUAUUUUAAAGAAUUAAAAAUGUGAGCAUUUACUUAAAUGUUAAUUCGUUGCAACUAACUGAUUUUCAUAAUAUUAAGAUUUUGAACUAACUUUUAAAAACAUAUCAAAAUCUUCAAAUAGAAAAAUUGUUUUAAUAUUUUUUUCUACUAAUCUCAUGUAAUGAUUUUUAUUUGAUUUUUUCUUGAUUCUUACAUGAACCAAGUAAUUAACUAUUACAUUUGGUAAAGAAUAUAUGUUUGUGUUUGGUCUGGUGUAAAUAAAACAAAAUUAAUCCUAUAUUUUUUAUUCACUAAGAUUAUAUUUAUAACUUUUCAUUUGUCAGUUGUUCGAGUAAUAUUAAACAUUUAUACUUAAGUCAAUCAUAUAUCAUAUGACAUUAACUACGCACUGUACUUACACAAUAAUCUGACUUUUCCAUAACGAGCCGCUUAUAAACGCAAUUUUUGAAUACAAUACGCAAUUUAAAAGAACUACACGUUAUGGGUAUCUUUAUACUAAAAUUGCUUAGCUUCAAUAGUAAUAUCAAGCCGAUCAGGUGUUAAUUGGGAACAUAAGCAUCUAUUGUUUAAUAAAUUUAUAAUUUAUAUAGCGUUGCGAUAAAUAUAAAAUUUUGAAAGUGGAUAAUGAAGAUGAAAGGUAUAUAUAUACAUAUGUUUAUAUAAGGUGAAAAAAUACAAUUAUACGAAAAAUUUGGUAGAAAAAUAAUUAUUGAGAAUUAUGUAACUGUUUGACAACUAAAGUUAAAAUAUUUUUUCAUUUAGAUUUGAAUGUAAGACUUUCUCUAAAUGCUACUAAAAUUUAGCUGAAAUAUUAAAUGGAAGGUGUACCAAUCCUGCUAAUAUUAAUGAAUUAGAAUGUCUGAAUUUAAAAUUCGGUUUAAGUAAGUUAGGGUCUAUUCUGCAAUUGAUUUUACACUUAAAUGAGGCUACACAAGUUGCAGAAGUUUAAUGUUUAAAAAUGUUUUAGUAUUCGAUGUAUCAUUUGUCUUUAUAUAGCAUAUCAAGUGGUGUUGGCUCUUACAGUGAUGUGACUUUUAGACACGGUAAUCCUUAUUGAUUUAAUAGAAGCAUUAAAAAGUAAAUUUGUAUGUAAUACAUUUAUUUAUUAAUUUAUAAUGUAAGCGCUGUAGUGUACAAUCUACAGUACAUUUAUCUAUGUAUAUAUGUAGGUAUGUAUGUAAAUGUUAUACGAGACGAAAGUGAGAAUAUCAAUAUUCAUUUCAUGUGUGUGUUUAUGUAUGUAUGAAUUAAUGUUUUAUUUGGUACAUCGACAUAUUUGUUUUGCUAUUUACUUUAUUAAUAGAUUAAUAUUUGCAAUUAUACAUUAUAGGUAUUAUUUCUUAUAUUCUGAUUUUAAUGUUUUAUAUUUUUGUUUUAUGUUUGAGAUCCUUAGAAAUAUAUAAUGUUACCCCAUUUAUGUUUAUAAUUGAAUCAAAUGACAGCGAGAAUUGUGUUUAGUGUAUUUGAAAGUUGUAAGUAUAUUAUGAAUUGUUGAAAAUUAACUAAUGUAUGUAUUUUUCGUAAAGAAUUACAAAAACAUGUGUAGUGUUUGGAAAAAUUUUAAAUUUAAAUUUAAUAUUACACUUUAAAAAUAUUGUAAUACAUUUUUAUAGUGAAAUACAAUUUAAUUGUCAUAUAAGAUGGCUUGUAAAGGCAUAUUGAACGGGAUAUCCGUUGAGACAUUGUACUUCUCAUUUGAUCUUUGAGUUCACGCCAAAUAAAUCCCGUGUAAGCUGCCAAUUUGUUAUGAAGUUUUUUUAGCCAUGUUCGUUAUCAUAUUAACAUUCUUUUAAACGAGUGUUUAAAUGUUGUCCAAUUGUUUUGUAUGUAUGUGUAAAUAUCAACUUCACUUUUUACUUAAAACGUAUUUAUAAUUUUAAUGUAUAGGUUUUUAAAGAAACUAACUUUUAGAUAAGUGUGUUAUACAUGCGUGAAUACGUACAUACUUAUAUAUAUGAAUAUAUAUGUAUGCAGUAUAAAACCAAUAGAUCGAAAGUUUAACACAAAUGGAAACGUGCUUCGCCAAUUCAUAUUAACCCCUAUGCACCGAUGAGUACUUAAAGAAAUUAUUAAGCAUUACAAACGACUUAUGUAUGUAAGUAUAUGUAAAUCAUAACUUAAACUAUGAAUAAUUAUUGAAGUUUUAAUUGAAAAAUAUAUAUAUC
Messenger RNA from Zeugodacus cucurbitae (melon fly), 3020 nucleotides. RefSeq names its product ribosome biogenesis protein SLX9 homolog. Gene Ontology annotation, biological process: maturation of SSU-rRNA from tricistronic rRNA transcript (SSU-rRNA, 5.8S rRNA, LSU-rRNA). The record is from RefSeq and is a predicted model, not a curated record. NCBI's taxonomy places the organism in Eukaryota, Metazoa, Arthropoda, Insecta, Diptera, Tephritidae. The transcript has a single exon. Bases 129 to 713 code for a protein of 194 amino acids. Gene Ontology annotation, cellular component: preribosome, small subunit precursor; nucleolus; 90S preribosome.